AUGAAAAAGGAAGACAGUCUCGAUACUUGCGGAAGUGAUCCCUCUGCCCAAAGUGAUGGUGCUUUAUAUACCGAGGAGUUCUUUAAAUGCACUUUUCUGGCUAGAAAAGUCGCUCAGCGACUACCGUUACAGGCCACCAACUGGUCUUCAUCCCCCAAUUUUGAAAAGGUUUAAAUUAUAAUUGUUUAUUUUCCACAAGCUUCUUAUGUCGAUUCUUAUUUUUUUACUUUCAGGUGCCCGGAUCCGGAACAUCAUCACCUCACUUUAAUCGAUCUGGUAGCGCCCAAUCUUUACCCCCUCAAGGUAACCGCCUCUCUGUUUACGAACAAGCUGUAAAUGGUCUCAACAAUGACAUCAACGUACAGAAAGAAGUAGCGCUGGGUAAAAGAAUUGGAUUCUAUAGACUGGGGAAAGAGUUGGGAGCUGGAAAUUUCUCCAAAGUACGAUUGGGAGUACAUGUUGUCACAAAAGGUGUCGAGUAUUUUCAAUUUGAAUAGUCGUAAUUUCAGAGAAAGUCGCCGUUAAAGUAAUGGAACGGUCACGGAUGGAUCAGAAAGCGCAGAAAUUGUUAGCCCGAGAGAUUGAGACAAUGGAAAUGACACACCACCCAAAUAUAAUCAGGUUGUUCGAGGUACAUCACGUCAGUCGUUGUUAGAAUAGCCGGGCGAUGCCUUGAUGUCCUGUUUACCCAACUAAUCUUCAACUUUCAGUGUGUUGAAACAAUUUCGAAAACAUUUUUAAUUAUGGAAUAUGCUGGCGGUGGCGAAUUAUAUACUUAUGUGCAUGAACACGGUAAACUGAACGAACAAGUGGCCCGAAGUCUGUUUGGGCAGGUCGUCUCUGCUGUUUGUCACCUGGUAAGAGCUAAUCCCUUCCGGUUUAUUCUAUCCAACUUGAUCUUUAAAGUCCAUGUUUAUUUUCAGCAUUCCAAGGGCAUCGUUCAUCGAGAUAUAAAAGCGGAGAAUGUCAUUUUUUCUCAUCAAGGAUGGGUAAAACUCGCGGACUUCGGCUUCUCCUGUCUUGAGACAGAGAAUAAUUUCCUUAGUACCUUCUGCGGAUCACCUCCUUAUGCGGCACCCGAGUUAUUCCGAGAUGAUGUAUGUCCUUUCUUGAAUAUAAGAUCUCCAACGUUCUCUAUGAAUGCAACAAAUCUUUCAGAAAUACCAUGGGCCGAUGGUCGACAUGUGGGCGUUGGGAGUCCUACUGUACUUUAUGCUGGUAGGGGUCACUCCUUUCAAAGGAGAAACAGUACAAGAAUUGAAGGAAAAUAUACUCAAAGGAGAGUAUAAGAUACCUGAAUAUGUCUCUGUAUUUGCCCACAACGUGACAGAGAAUCUGUUAGAGAUGGAUACCACGAAAAGAUGGGACGUUCUUACAUUAAAGAAGGCCGGCUGGUUCAAAGAGUUAAGGUUCAGUCAGUCGUAUUUGCAAUUUAACGUCACUCCUGAUGAAAAGAACCUCCAGACUUGCGAAACGGAGAGAAAUGUCUGGAAAACUUUACAUGACUACGGUAUCACACCUGAGAUGAUCCGAGAUUCGAUCGGAAAGGGGGCACGAAAUGCCAUCAUUGGCAUCUACAGGAUCGUUACUUACCAGCAUCAGGUCCAUGAUCUCGAUAUGGAACGCAUAAAGGUAGUUUUAAAAACUGCUUCAUAAUUUGCUUGAUUAUUAAUUUUAAAUAUUUCAUACUUUAGGUAAAUGGUCAUUUGAUUGAACUAGGACAACGAAGUAAAAUAGAGAACAGAAUCAAUCAGAAGAGCAAGACCUGCAGUAUCUUUUAA
Messenger RNA from Bursaphelenchus xylophilus (pine wood nematode), 1781 nucleotides. The record is from the annotation of a GenBank genome assembly. Lineage: Eukaryota; Metazoa; Nematoda; Chromadorea; Rhabditida; Aphelenchoididae.